ACCCGCACACAGUCCGCGCACUCCGCCGCCCGCCCGGCCCGCGCUCUCUGUCACACGCGCAUACACGCACAAACACACACACGCCCUCGCAGCCCUCGCUGUUUCGUCCAUCGCGUCCGAUAACAUUGUCCCAGGUGCUAGCCCAGUGCCACCAGGUGCCCUAAGGUGUAGGCACAGUGCCACGCUUGACGCCAGCGUCAGGCAGGCCAUUGACCUCCUCGAUCAGCCUUGCAGCGUCAUGACCUUAGCCGAGCAGGUGUAGGAUCCCUGACAGGUGUAAGUGAGGCCCAAGUGACGAGGACACAGCAGAAGGGGUUGAGUGUCAGUGGGCACCAUGCCAGCAGAAAGUGAGCAGCAAUGAUCGGUAGCGAGCAGUGAGAGAGCUCAUGAUAGUGCCAGCCGCGACUCACGUGUCAGCUCAGUGUUGUGGACAGUGUAACAAGUCCGUGUGUGCAUACAGUGUCGUUCUCGGCCUUAGUCGCAACGGAGGGAGAGUGAAGUGUCCUGCAGUAGUAGAGAGAGAGAGAAGCUGGGAGAGGCGAACAGUGUGUGUGAGCGGCAGCAAGGAUGAGAGUGUUGUGAGCGCGCGAGCCGAGUAUCUGGUGCGGGUCAUUCACCCCGGGCUGGCGGUGCAGGCGGCCUCGUGGCCUCACCCUCUCACAUCCACUCACGACGCCCAUCCGCGCCCACGCCUCCUUCAGGUACAUCACGCUCGUCGUCAGGGCAUCUACAAGGAGUCUUCUUAGUUAUGGAAAAGCCACGAGAACAAACGGCUGGACCGGUGUUGGACUCUGCCUAAAUGCGAGUUGUCCAGAGUUCAUUGACCCCAGAGCUUUGAGCGGCGCGCACCACUCACACCCACAGUUCCACUCACCACGCCCGCACGCCCAUACACUCCACUCUACAGUCUAUAAUACUGGACUCUACUAGUGUUUUGUGUUAGAGUAGAUAGGAGAAAAUCUAGGAAAAGGAAGAAGACGAGGAGAAAGAAGUGAGUAAGCGAGUGAGCGGUGCUAGCGGGGGAGGAGGGGCUCAGUGUACAGUUAGCCUGACGGUACCUGGUCACGCCCCAAGGACCACACCGGACCCUCGCUAAUUAUCAUCCUCGACUCUACAUCGCCGCCACCCCACGACACCCGGCAACAGUCACACGCCCAUCCACGCCCGCGGUUGGUAAUACCAAGCCCCGAGGAGUAGGCGAAGGUGGGCGUAUACGAAAUUUCAGUGGUUGUGGAAGGGGGUAGCGCUCCUGCGACACGGGCCACAGUCAACACGGCGACAAGUGUGUCACUGCAGUCUCAACACCCCCGGGGCUCACAACGGAGUGGCCCUCGUCUCCCCGUCGGGCGAAAGGUGCAGCUUACACUCGGUGUCUCGAGGGCGACAAUCCAGCCUCGUCGCCAGGAAUUUAUUUAACGAUUUGUUUAUAUUCAAGUGGUGCAAGGAAAGCCGAAGGUGCAGAUGAAGUUGGUGCUCGUGCAACGAUGAUGUAUUACAUAUGAUCUGUCUUAUAGUGUGUGCUACUGGCAGAGGUGUCGGGCUCGUGACAGGAGCCUCAGUGUGCUAGAGAUGACAGAAACCCGCUCAUCUGUGACGUAAUAUUGAGACAAGUAAACCUUACAUCCUGCCUUAUCCCAGGUAGCUGCGUUUAAGUGUUACAUUUGUAUAUAGUGGGACGAAGAACAACAGUGAACCUCGAGUUAGGCGACUCGAAGAAGCUAUCGUUAUUGUUGUUGUUAUUACAAUUAUUUAAGAUUUAAGAAUAUAUAUACCUAUAUUUUAUUUUCGAAUCGGUUGACAUAAAUCCGGCAAGCUGGAACCCCCAAACAGAAACCAGUGGGAUUUCGGAAGUCUCCUGAAGAACCCGGAGGAAAAGAUGGACAUAUUAAGCGAAAUCUUUGGGCCGGGGUGGGAACGAGAGGUGACCGGAGAUGCCGUGGACACCACCACGCCCUCCUCCUCCACGCCCACACCCACAAACCGCCCGCCCUCCGCGACUGAUAAGAAGUCAAACUCCAUCAAAGGUAAAGCCCAGAUUGAGAUCAUUCCCUGCAAGGUGUGCGGCGACAAGUCCUCCGGCGUCCACUAUGGUGUCAUCACGUGCGAGGGCUGCAAGGGCUUCUUCAGGAGGUCCCAGUCCUCCGUCGUCAACUACCAGUGCCCGCGCCAGAAGAACUGCGUGGUGGACCGGGUCAACCGGAACCGGUGCCAGUAUUGCCGCCUGCAGAAGUGCCUCAACCUCGGCAUGUCCAGGGAUGCUGUGAAGUUUGGGCGCAUGAGCAAGAAGCAACGCGAGAAAGUUGAAGACGAAGUUCGCUACCACCGGGCGCAGAUGAGGGCCGUGCCAGGACAAGAGACCUCGCCAGACUCUUCCAUGUACGAGCCGCCCACGCCCACAUCCUCAGAUAUUUACCCGCCCACGUACCACUACAGCCCAGACCUUACGUCCUUUACGCCUACAGGGUACAACUAUACGCCUCAGACUACCACUUCUACAAUACCUUUUGAGAUCACCCCAGAUUAUGUGGUUGAUUCUACCACUUUUGGUGAUGUUCGCCAGACCUCCCUAGAUCCAUUACCGGACUCUGGGGCAAUGUCACCAGUUGUGUCCUCUGGUAAAGGCGGGUACGUUCACAGAGGAGCUGGCACAGGAGGUGGAGGAGGAGGAGGAGGUGGUGGAGGUGGAGGAGGAAGCGAGCAAACAGGUGGUGGUCAGAUGCGCGGUGCAGGGCCCGGAGGAGGAGGCGGAGGAGGAGGAGGGGAAGGAGGAGGAGGUGGAGGGGGAGGUGGUGGAAGCCUCAUUGGUGGAGCAGACAUACUUAUAAAAGAAGAAGUAGAGACGUGCUUUAACAUGGACACCUUGCAGACCACCACCAGAUUGGGUGAAGGUGGUGGUGCUUCCAGUAUGUCCGACAAGAACUUUACUCCCGUAGACAGUACGACGUACCUGCCUCCCGGACCCACCUCUCCACCCCUCAGUCAACCUCAGCAGCAGCAACAGCCACAUCAGCAGCUACAGCAACAACAGCAACAACAUCUACAACAGCAGCAACAACAACAGCAGCCAACUGUAGUCGGUGCAACAGUGUUACCAGAAGAAGAAAGCGUGUCUCCCCAUCCAGAGCAGUUAGCCGAGAUCAUCGCUCGCUGGGUCGCCGACGCGCACCUGCGGACGUGCCUCUACUCCACGGAGCACAUCUUAGAUGUCAUGAGGAAACAGUCGCCAGACAUCACUAAUAUCAACUACUACAAAAAUAUGGCACAUGAAGAACUUUGGUAUGACUGUGCUCAGAAAUUGACAUCAGUCAUUCAGCAGAUCAUUGAAUUUGCUAAAGCUGUUCCAGGUUUUAGAAAGUUUUCUCAAGAUGAUCAAAUUGUUCUUCUCAAAGCAGGGAGUUUCGAGCUGGCAGUGCUUCGGAUGACGCGGUACUACGAUGUAAAUCAGAACUGCGUGGUCUAUGGUGACACACUACUGCCUAUGGAGGCUUUCCUCACAACAGAGACAGUGGAAAUGAAACUUGUUAACAACGUCUUUGAAUUUGCCAAAACUAUCGCUGAACUUAAGUUGACAGACACAGAGUUAGGCUUGUACUCUGCUCUUGUGCUCCUACAAGCAGAUCGGCCCGGAUUGCGCGGGACGGACGAGAUUUCCAAGCUGAACGAGGCCGUCGGGCGGUCGCUCUGUCUGGAACUCGAGAAGACACACCGAUACCCAGUCAAGGGGGACAUCACGGUCUAUGCCUUCUUGCUGGCUAAGAUGCCAGCCCUCAGGGAGCUGAGCAUGCUACACCAGGAAGCACUGAGCAAGUUCAAGAGGAAUGCACCACACCUUCAGUUCUCAGAUCUCCACAAGGAGAUCUUCAAUGUAGAUUCCUGAGGUGCCUAUACCAGAUAUCCUGGUGAAGAUUAAUAGUGCAGAAGAGCGACCUUCUCUCCUGCUUCUGUUGCUCGAUCACAUUAUUUUCUACAAGUGAAUGAAUCGUCUGUACAUUACCUUCGUGAAUUGUUUGUUAGUGUUACUUGUUAGCACAGAGGACUAUGGACUCUUUAAAAUACCAUUAUAGAUGUGUUGUGAGUUUUACAGAGUCUAACAGGAGUUCUGUUUAGAGGAGUGGGAUACUAAGAACCUCUUGUCUCAGAUCUAAGCCUACAACAGCCCCGUGUAGAUUAUAAUGUUGAUAAAGAUGCCUUACACCCAGAGAGUCUGGCAACGGUGGCCUCGUAGCUAAGUGUUAGUGAGAAGUCUUGACCCUCUCUUGCUAUGUCCAAGGUUGAUGAUACUAUACAGUUUAUUUUUUAAGGAGUCAUGUGAACACCCUUGACAAUGAUCCUUAUCUUUGUAAAUUGAAGAUAUUGUAUACUUAAAAGAAUAUUUAAUUACAUUAUGUGAAUUGUUGUAUACUAGAAAUCUUUAUUGCCCAUAGGUAAAGUUAUCAUUCAUAUUUAUCAUUGUCAACAAAAGGUAUAAACAAAAUUACCACUUAAUCAUGUCAUCAUGCCCAUCAUUAUGUUUAAUUUUUUUUUUCUUUUUAUAAGUUUAGCUAGCUUAUAAUUUUGUAUAGUUUAAUUUAUUUUUGUUCAGCUUUUCCCAGCAAACACAUACUGAAAUCAUAUAUUGUGCCAGUUCAUACUAACCUGCAACUGAUGUGGUCACGAUUUGCCAUGCUUGUUCAUGUCCCAACAAAACAUGAAUGUAUAUGAACGGGGAUUGGAACAGUGGUACAAAGAAAAUGAGAGUCAUUUAGACGGGCACUGGUGCGGGCAGAAAACUGUAGAAAACUGCCUUAAAACUGGGUUCCUGCGACAGUGCUUGAGUGAUGAAGUGAACCGCCCAAAUCAAAAUGACUGACUCACAGACUAAGUGGCCAGUAGAAUGGCAGAAUUGGAUACGUAGAAAACUGUUGCGCUCAAGUGGUGAAAAGUAUUCCGUCUUAAGUACUGAGCGUCCACGUCUCUCGAAUGGCCUCAGAGUCUCAUACAUACGCUGUGUCGCGUCCUUUGCCCAUUCCAGCCGCGCUAGAGUACAAAUAGGUUAGAGCCGAGGCUCUCCUGCCCUGUCUUGUCUCCUGCAGUCCUGCCCUGGACCUAAAGGCCCGUGACCUCCUGUGACCUGCCCUGGACCCACUGGCCCGUGACCACGUCUGGUAAAGUCCCUGGUUUAGGGGAGCCUAAAGCCACUUCUGCCAGCCGUCUGACCGACGCUCAGGCCUGUCUUCUGUCACCUGUUUUAUAUGGAAAUGAAGAGAAAUUAAGGGGUAAAGGAAGACACACUGAAAAACAACCUCUCUCUCUCUCUCUCUCUCUCUCUCUCUUCUCUCUCUCUCUCUCUCUCUCUUCUCUCUCUCUCUCCUC
Molecule: messenger RNA, 5352 nt
Organism: Penaeus monodon (black tiger shrimp)
Lineage: Eukaryota; Metazoa; Arthropoda; Malacostraca; Decapoda; Penaeidae
Gene: Hr3
Product: probable nuclear hormone receptor HR3
Exons: 11
Coding region: 1877-3877 (666 amino acids)
Biological process (GO): regulation of transcription by RNA polymerase II
Cellular component (GO): nucleus
Molecular function (GO): RNA polymerase II cis-regulatory region sequence-specific DNA binding; nuclear receptor activity; zinc ion binding
Source: RefSeq, a predicted model, not a curated record